AUGCUGAGUCUGCCGAGAGCGACGAAAAGUUUAGCGCUGGAGGCCACAGCCGCUGGUUCCGGCCAAACGCACGAAGGCCAAAAACGGAUUCGAAAAGGACACGUGGCGGAGAAGUUGGAAGCAGUGACCGAAGAGGACGGCGAAAGGCUGUUCCAGGUUCGCUGGAGGGGACUCGACGAGGUGGAACUGGUCCAGUCCAGGAGUGUCCGCCAGCACGUUUCAAAGCUGGUGAUUGAUUUCUACGAGAGCCGUAUCAUCUGCAACAACGCGGUCGAGAAGAGCGUGCAGUAGAAGUUCAAGUGAUACAAUGUUAAAUACAUUCAUGAAGCUUGAAAAAAAAAACUUUUAUUGGUCCAAAAAAUAAAUAAAUAAAAAGCUAUACUUUUUUAGUAUGAUACUAAAAGGAAUAUUAUUUAGGUAAGCCGGUGAUAAUUAACCCCUUCCCGCCCAGAGCAAAUCGAGAUUUUUUCGGUUUUCUUCAUUACUGGUAACUGGAUGGACCAAAUUGGAUGAAUUUUUUUUUUAAUCACCAAGUUAACAUUCUAUAUAAAACAUUCUAUAUAAGGUUGAAAAAAUACAUGGUUGCAGAGAAAUUUAAUUUUGAAGACAAAAAAUUGUGGUGCUCUGGAGUAACCAUGGGCGUGAGAGGGUUAUGGCCAAUCCAUCCCUGUUCUGUCCAUCCCGAUGGCUCUUCCGGUGAACAUGCCGCCGCCGAUGCCGCUGGCCCUGUGCGUCGAUCAACCGCUUUCCUCAAUGAAGUUUAACCGUAACUACCUCCACGUGUCCUGUCCAACCCGAUGACUACUCCCGUGAACCAUUCGCGAACCCCUCGCCGUCGAUUCCGCUGGCCAUGUGCGACGAUCAACCGUUUACUUCCAAGAAGUCCUACCCCAUUAACGUUUUUUUCACCCAAUUUUGAUUCUUGCAUACCUUUUUUCGAAUAAUUCUCUCUAGAAAUAAGCCAGAAAAAUGCUGUUGAUUACGGAAAAUAUAAAAUAUUUAAUUAUGAAUCAUGUGUUAUUUAAUGCAAAGAGUAAAAAUAACAAUGAAGUACCGUUGUUAUUUGCUUCCAAUUUAGUGUGAGUUGACGUUUGGCGUCGUGUGUUUCCCAUUCUGUCACACGAUGCAAUCUUAGUUUCGUAGUAUGCGCUGACCAUCAAAACUGAGAUUUUAAAGGAUUCCGGCGUCGCCGGAUGUUUCGGCUUUGCGCAAGCUCAGGGUUGAACGGAUGACCAUGAACCCUUAGAGAAAAAUGUUCCUUAGACCACCCCCGACACGGCUACCUAGUGUAAGUGUGGGUUAAAGUUUGUCGCUUAGCUUGUAGGAGCGUUUGAAGUAAAAUCACGCAUUUCCCAUAGUAAUUUCCAUGUAAACUUUAACCCCCGAGCGACAAGCCAGUUUUCAACCAAAUGAGCUCAAAUUUGGUAUGAGAGCCCCUAUGGGUCCCCUCUACAAGAUGGUCUUUAUUUCAGCCGGAUCCGAGCACUUUCGAAAAAAAUGACCCACCCUAGUAUGUACGUUC
Culex pipiens pallens (northern house mosquito) is the source of this 1522-nucleotide messenger RNA. RefSeq names its product chromobox protein homolog 3-like. Gene Ontology annotation, cellular component: nucleus. Bases 1 to 291 code for a protein of 96 amino acids. The record is from RefSeq and is a predicted model, not a curated record. NCBI's taxonomy places the organism in Eukaryota, Metazoa, Arthropoda, Insecta, Diptera, Culicidae. The transcript is spliced from 2 exons.